GCAUGUGCCUGAGUACUACGUAACUAUUUUCUGUGCACAUAAUCACAUGACUCAUUUUGUUUACGACGGAAGGAAGUUAACCAGAACGUCAACAAAGGAGAAGCAGAAACUGCUGUUAAAAUUGGUUGACAGGGCCAUGCUGAACAUCUUAGGUCCUUAAUUAACUGCACCAUCAAAGCAAUUAAAGCCAGAAAAAUCAUUCAACCAUGGUGAACCGGUCAUUAGAAGAGGGAAGUCAGUAUGAAUACAUCAAGUGUGUUGUGGUGGGGGAUGCAGGGGUUGGGAAAACCUGUCUGAUCUGUGCCUGGGCCUGUGGAACAAGCUACACCCUUGAGCGACUUGUAAGGACCCCCUCCUCCUCAGUGUGGGCCAUUGACCACUACCGCAAUGACCAAGAGGUGCUGGACAGGUCUUGGUGCAAUGUAGAUGGAGUCAGAUGUUCCCUGAAACUGUGGGACACUUUUGGUUACCAUGACAAGAACAGAAAGUUUGCUUACAGAGGGUCAGAUGUGAUUUUACUGUGCUUCAGUGUAGCUAAGCCUAGCUCAUUAAGAAAUGUGGAGAAGUUCUGGAUUCCAGAGAUAAAGAGUAGGUGUCCGGCCACGCCCAUCAUCCUGGUGGGGACUCAGGCAGACCUCAGAUACAUCUAUAAGAAUGAGAAAUACAAGAAUAUGGACAAAGGACUUCUAUAUAAAGCUGUGAGUGAUGAGAGUAUUUUACCUCCAAGUUGUGGGAGAGAAAUGGCAGCCAGCCUAGGGGCCCCUUAUUACGAAACCAGUGUACUGACAAAAUAUGGCAUUGAUGACUUAUUCUUUAAUGUAUGCAGGGCCACAUUAAUAGAACGUCGCAACUUGAAAUUCUGGAAUCCGCAACUCAGAAGGGUGCAGUACCCCCUCAUUCAGGCUCCCAUGGAGAUCCCGAAACCUGAGAUGCCAAUAAUCAAAAACCCUGGUCCCGCUCCUCAUGAGGACUUAUCAAAACUGCUACAAGAGGAUGGGGAUGUCAUAUUUGUUGUUCAAGGGACACAUUUUCGGGCUCACAAAAUCUGCUUAACUAUUGCAGAAAGUUUGUUUGAGGACAUUUUCUUAAACUCUUCCAAACCCAAUGGAAGAGGUUCUCUUUCGAGGCAGAGUAGCACUGCAUCUGAUAAUGUAAAUGGUGUAAAAGAAAGCAAAGAGAAUCUUAUAUGUGGGGCUCCACCACUCCCAGAUAUCUGUCUCCAUGGCACAGAAGCAAUGACUAACGGCAGUUGUCGUCUAUUGAACAUUCCUGGAUUUAUCAAAGUGGAGGACAAGUUGUGGAUGGAUCCACUCAGUUUAAUGGAGGAAAAAAAGACUGUGAUUACCAUGGACUCGGAUCUGAAUCCUCAUGCCUUUCAAUAUGUUCUCCAGUUUUGGUACACUGGUCGUGUUCCAGUUUCUUGUGACUGUCUCUCUGAGUUACGUAGGACAGCUGAAAUCCUGAUGCUACCCAAUCUAAUUCUGAUGGUCUCAAAUCUACAGACAGGGGAGUCCUACCUUAAUAUUCCACUGGAGAAUGACUUCUUCACCUCAAGAAAUAUUAAGCUACAAUCCAUAGGAUUAGAGUCUGGAAAACUUACUGACAUUGAAUUCCAGCUAGAAGAUGGAGUUGUUGCCCUUCACAAACCAAUCUUGAUGGCUCGUUGUGAGAUGAUGUUUGCCAUGUUUAGUACCAACUUUAUGGAGUCUUCUGCUGAUAUUAUUCCAUUUCCUGGAAUGGACAUGCAGACCUUCAGUGUCUUGAAGACAUACCUCUACUUAGGACAGUUACCCUCGCUGGACGGGGCAGACAUUGUGGGCCUGAUCGAGGCUGCAGAUAGACUGUGUCUGAAACACAUGAUCAAAGUUCUGGAGCAUGAGAUUGUUACUGAGCUUCUGCGUGCAGAAGCCAACGGCGAAAAGAUCAUAGAGGAGACUCUGAAGCUUAUAGAACCAGCACAGUUCCACAAUGCUACAGAGCUAGCCCGAUGGUGCUUAGACUAUGUGUGUGGAAAUUACAAUGUGGUGCAUAGAAAGUACUUCAGCCUUCUUUACAAAUUGCAGCCAGAAAACCAGAGAUAUAUUGGCCUCAACAAAUGGCCUCCAGAUUGGUACACCCAAGAAGUGGAACAUUAUACCAUGGCCGUUAGAGACAUGACUCCCAAACACAUGAUUCAGCAGAAACACCAGUUCUCACGCUGGCAGCGAUGCAAGUCAAGCUGCCUAUGCUUUGGUCGCCGAAGCAGAAUGGUCAACCUCGAAACCGAUGAUGAUGAAGACUGACCGGUCAACACAAAGCAGUCAAAGGUGUCCAGCACCGGUGCAUAACUAGUCGAUGAACUGUGGUAAACCGUUACUACUUAUAGUCAGGCAGUCUUGGCAGUAUUCUUGCAAUAGGUCUCUGCUUAUUGUUGCUGAGUAUAUGUGCCGCAUGCUUCUGAAAUUGAAAAUAAUGCUUUCUGUAAAGCUGAUGU
This is a messenger RNA of Saccostrea echinata, 2473 nucleotides long. RefSeq names its product rho-related BTB domain-containing protein 1-like. NCBI's taxonomy places the organism in Eukaryota, Metazoa, Mollusca, Bivalvia, Ostreida, Ostreidae. Bases 207 to 2282 code for a protein of 691 amino acids. Gene Ontology annotation, biological process: small GTPase-mediated signal transduction. Gene Ontology annotation, molecular function: GTPase activity; GTP binding; protein binding. The record is from RefSeq and is a predicted model, not a curated record. The transcript has 9 exons.